AUGAGCGUAAUAGAGCCAAUUGCCGUCAUUGGUAUGUCCUUCAAGUUCCCAGGAGGAGCUGAAACCACAGAUGAGUUCUGGAAGAUACUCGUGGAAAGGAGAUGUACUGCGACCGAGUACCCCAGAGACCGGUUCAACAUUGAUGCAUUCUGGCAUCCCGACGGCAGGAAACAGAACACAAUAAAAUCACGAGAAGGACACUUCCUCAGCGGCGACAUCAAGAACUUCGAUGCUGGGUUCUUCUCAAUGGCGCCACACGAAGUCGGGUCGAUGGACCCGCAACAUCGUGGCAUCAUGGAAAACACAUAUCAUGCAUUCGAAAACGCUGGCUUGCGCAUGGAGGAUGUUGCUGGAUCCAAGACAUCCGUUCAUGUCGGUUGCUUCACCAGUGAUUUCGCCACAAUGCAGACUAGGGACACACAGAGCAUGCCCAAGUACAACGCUCUGGGUACCGCUGGCUCCAUGCUAUCAAACAGAAUUAGCUGGUUUUAUGACCUUCAUGGUGAGAGCAUGUAUGUCGAUACUGCCUGCUCAAGUAGCCUAGUGGCUUUGGCCCUCGGUUGCCAAGGGCUGGCGUCUGGAGAAUCCGACAUGGCUGUGGUCGGUGGCUCGAACAUCAUCAUCAUUCCUGAGUUCAGUAUCUCCUUAAGUAAGAUGAGUUUCCUCUCCUCAACGGGGCGAAGUCACAGCUUCGAUGCGAAGGGAGACGGCUAUGGACGUGGCGAAGGGUUCGCCACCUUGAUCCUCAAGCCACUGUCCAAGGCCAUUGUGGACGGAAAUCCCAUUAGAGGUUUGAUUCGUUCUGUAGGAAUGAAUCAGGACGGUCAUACUAGCGGUGGCAUUACACAGCCGAGCAAAGACAUGCAGGUUCAGCUCAUCCAUGGUACCUACAGAAAAGCCGGUUUAGAUAUGAGAAACACGCGUUUCUUCGAGGCCCACGGGACAGGUACUGCGGUGGGCGACCCCAUUGAAGCUAGAGCCAUCGGAGAAGCUUUCUUUAAUUACCGGUCAAAGGACGACCCUAUCUAUGUAGGAGCCGUGAAAUCCAAUAUAGGUCAUCUUGAAGGCACCAGUGGACUCGCUGGGGUUAUCAAGGCUCUCCUAGCCUUAGAACGGGCCGUGAUUCCCCCUAACACCAAUUUCGAAAAGCUCAACCCACAGAUUGAUGCCGAAUUCUUCAACCUUCGGUUUCCGACUGAAUGUGUACCUUGGCCUAAAGCUGAUGAAAUUCGACGUGCCUCUGUUAACUCGUUCGGGUUUGGCGGAUCCAACGCCCACGUUGUCCUAGAGGCAGCUGAUGGCUACCUAAAGAGUCUCGGACACAAGAUGCCACAUUUCUUGUCCUUUUCUACCUUGCAGAAAAAGAUACAUGUCCACGACUCUACCAUUAUUAAUGGCGUCCAUGCCACAAAUGGUGCUCAACCCACAAAUGACGUUCAUAAGGUAAAUAAUCACAGAGAAACACCUAAUGGUUUUGUUGAGGGCUUGAUCACUGGCUCAUCGAAGAAAGCCUUGCACCCUCGGCUGUUAAUUCUGUCGGCAUCUGACGAAGACGGCAUUGCUAGGCAAGCUAGGAGCCUCUCACAAUCAUUGCCUACAGCUUGUCCACUUGGCGAGGACGGAGACAAGGAAGUACUCGAUGACAUCGUCUUCACCCUGAACAACCGUCGCACAAUGCUGGAGUGGAAGUCGUACAGUAUUUUGGAGUCACUUUCCGCUUUUUCAAAUUUACAAGAAUCACUGUCUUCGCCAGUUCGAAAGGUUGGCACGGCAACACCAAAUCUCGGUCUGGUUUUUACCGGACAAGGGGCACAGUGGGCCAGAAUGGGCCAUGAACUGCUCGACUGGCCCGUAUUUAAGGCUAGUAUGAUGCAUUCUCAGAAAUAUUUGGAUAUUAUGGGGUGUAAAUGGUGUCUCAUCGAAGAGCUGGCAAUUGACUCUCAAGAUAGUCAUGUGAAUAUUCCAGAGUUCAGUCAAGUGAUGACAACUGCCAUUCAGAUCGGUCUUGUGGACCUGAUCAAUGUCUUUGCCAUCAAACCUUCCGUGGUUGUUGGCCAUUCGUCUGGAGAGAUCGCAGCAGCAUACUCUGCAGGAUUUCUUUGCCAUGAAUCUGCCAUCAGAGUAUCAUACUUUAGAGGUGUUCUCGCAAAGGAGCUUGCUCAAAAUUCGAAGUCAAGAUGGGGCAUGGCCAGUGUAGGCCUCUCAGCAAAUGAAGUGCUUCUCGAAGUCAAAGAGAUGCAGGAUCAAGAUCCGGGCACCUUCGAUGGCGCUCAGAUUACCAUCAGCUGCAUGAAUAGCCCGGCGAACACGACCAUCUCUGGCCCCGUUGCUUCCCUGGACCUUGUCAUUGCCCACCUUAAUUUCAAGAAUAUUUUUGCCAGAAAACUCAAAGUCGAUGUGGGAUAUCACUCUCCGCAGAUGAAUUCGCUGUCGUCCGAAUAUAUCAAGCACGUUGCUAAUCUGCGGCCAGGCGCAGAGGGCAACAAUGUUAAAAUGGUCUCCUCCGUUAUGCCAGGUCUUGUGGGUGCAAAAACAGUCUGCUGUGGGGAAUACUGGAUUUGCAACAUGGUGUCUCCGGUUCGCUUUGUUGAAGCGAUGGACAUCUGUUGCGCGAACCUUAACACAGGGGAUGUAACGAAACUACUUGAUAGAAGCCAUUCGCAACAAAUUUUUACAGACGGUUGGCUUGAAAUUGGGCCGCAUGCAGCCCUGAAGGGACCUCUUCGUGAAAUCUUUUCCUCGAAAAACCGGAAAGACCUCCUUUAUGCCUCCUUGCUGGUUCGUAACAAGUCCGCGAACCACACAGUUCUCGAAACUGUUGGGCAGCUAUUCUGUCGAGGUUUUGAGGUUGACUUAGACCGGACAGCUCGAAUCGAUGAGCCCGAACCUCUCGAGACUCGCACCAUCGUAGAUCUGCCGCAGUAUUCCUUUAACCACUCUGUCAUCCACUGGGAGGAGUCAGCCCGGACAAACGCGUCCCGGUUAAGGGUACACGAACAGCAUCCACUCCUCGGCGCUCAAGUAGUUGACUGGAACCCAUUGGAUGCAAGCUGGCGUUUUAUCAUCAGGAAAGACGACAUUCCAUGGGUUUCUGAUCACAGGCUCCAUGGAAGCAUGUGGUACCCUGCAGCGGGCAUGAUAGUUAUGGCAGUGGAGGCUGUCAAACAAUUGCUGUCAGAUGCCCAAUUCGAUUUUGAGCUCAGGGACGUCACUUUUACCGCUCCUAUUGUUGUGAGUGAGACUUCCGAGGGUACGGAAACCCAAAUCAGCGUUGUUCCGGCAAGUAACAUGAGAGGAAACCGAGACCCGGACUACAAGUUCAGGAUAUAUGUCAGGAGACCGGACGAUACCUGGAAUGAAGUCUGCGAUGGGACCAUUAUUCCGCAAAAGGCUCAAGAGGCCGCUCUGGACGUCAACAAGCAAAAUGAAGAAGAAUAUAAGAGACAGCAGGCACAAAUAGCGUACGACAAGGCUUUGAUUUCGUGCCAGGGGUCUAUUGAGGCCAGCGAGAUGUAUCGUAAAGCCCAUGAAAUCUCUGGAUUGCAGUAUGGUCCUAGCUUCCAGCGCCUUACCGACAUACAUUAUGACCGAAGAGGGCAGGCGCACGCACAGUUGAAAGCACUUGAUGAAGGGACUGCGAUAUCAUCCAGGCCCUUCACCAUUCAUCCGGCGACUCUAGACAAUAUAUUCCAAUUAGCAAUUCCAGCCCUCAGUGAAGGCCUUACCCCAUCGUUACCAACACUGGUUCCGUCACGGUUGACUAGACUAUGGAUAUGCCGUGAAGGAGCAGGCUCCGCAUCGACUGACUCGGGGUCCGGUCCCGAAGUCGCCCACGUUCAAGCAAAAUUUUCUAGCAAACGCAGUGCUGUGGCUUCAACAACUGUCUUUUCGAAGAAUGACAUGCAAAUUAAGGUGCAGGUCGAAGAAUUGGAGUUGACUGAAGUCGCUCGAGAUCAGGACAGCGCAGCUUCUGAACAAGCCGUGAGGUCCAUAUGCCAUGAGUUACAUUGGGCAGUCGACCCAAUGCUUCUUGAUAAGGGGGAGAUGUUUAAGUACUGCUCACAACAUCGUAGCAAUACCCCCGAGCCACAAGAGUGGUACGUAGAUGUUAGACUCAUGCUUCUAGGUUUUGCCAAUCAAACUAUGGAGGCUAUGCGGUCGGCGAAGCAGAAACCAAUCCAAUCCAUGGAAAAAUAUGCCAUGUGGCUACAGGCAAGACUCGACAAAUUUUGGUCCUCAAGCCGAACAAUGUCCGACCAGACCCAAGGCCAUGGCUCGCUACCCUCAGGUGCAGACCUGCAAAAGCUAGCCGAACACUUCGAGUCCAUUGAUCGCAGAGGUGCCAUCGGCGUUCUUGUAGCCCGGCAACUCCAAGAGAUUCUCAUAGGAGAGGUCAACCCUUUGCAAACGCUCUUUGCCGACGCAGAAUACCUGUCAGAUUUCUACGAGGAGCUCAACACGGUGGGAAAGGCGUUUCCAAUGUUAUAUGCGUAUUUGGAUGCGUGGGUCCACAAAGACCCAGGCCUCAAAUUUCUAGAGAUAGGAGCUGGAACAGGCGCCACCACCAAUAUGAUCCUCAACAUCAUUGCGAAUCCCGAUCACGGACCUCGAUAUUCGGAAUAUAUGUUCACGGACAUCAGCAGUUUCUUCUUUCCCGGGGCACAGGAGAGAUUUGCAAAGUAUGACCGGGUUCAAUAUCACACUAUGGACAUUGAGCAAGACCCGGAAGCACAAGGCUUCGAGAUCAAGAGAUAUGAUGUUGUUGUGGCUGCGAAUGUCUUGCACACCACUAAAGACCUCAGCACCACGCUCUCAAAUGCUCGACGGCUACUAAAGCCCCAUGGAAAACUUAUCCUGAUAGAAAUGACUACCCCAAAUAAUAUCGAGACUGGGUUCGUUUGGGGUUCUCUGCCAGGUUGGUGGCUUGGCUCCGAAGAAUAUCGACAACUAAGCGCAGUUAUUGAAGAGGACCGCUGGGACCAUCUCCUUAAGCAGGGAGGCUUCACUGGAACAGAACAGGUCUUCCGCGAUUGGGACUUGGAUGUGUGUCAUGGCUGGAGUGUCAUGGUGUCCUCAGUUAUAGCAGAUGAGAAUGUGGAUGAUGCAAAGCAACAAGCUGACAUAGGAGAGGACGUGAUUUCCAACGUGACGUUUAUAGUCGAUGAUGAGAAACCUGAAGUGCAGAUACAAACAGCCAAGAACUUACAAUACAUGCUGAAAUGCCCUGAAGACACAAAUGGACUAGGAAUUGCGACAUUUGAUCAAAUAUCUUCCAGAGUUCAUGAUCUCGGAACCAGACAUUGCGUCUUGCUUGCGGACCUAGAUAGGGCCCAUUUGCAGGAGACGAAUCCAAUCGUCUUCGGGUUAUACCAGAAGAUUCUCACAGGAUCAAAGUCGAUAAUUUGGGUGCAAACGCAUGACGAGCGGCCAGACUGCGCGCCUUAUUAUGCUAUAGUCGAGGGACUUUGUCGAGUGUGUCGCAAUGAAAAUCCCUUUAUCAAGAUAGUGAAUUUGACAUUGGAAUCCGUCACCGGCUCUUCUACUGAAAGAAUGGCAAGCCAAAUUGUCAAAGUCUUGAAAGCAACAGAUCCGAAUCCGAACCCGGAUCUCCGAGCCCAUCAGCUCGCGGCUGAGGAUCAAGAAUACAUGGAAGUUUCAGGCUACCUUUGCGUCGGUCGCUUACGCCAGGCAAAAUACCUGGAUGAACAUAUUUUUACUCGGACGGAGAAUCCAGUAGAGCUCCGAAGCUUUGGUUCAGCCCCUCCCGUCACCCUAAGCAUUCAGGUUCCAGGAUUGUUGGAUACUAUCGAAUGGGUCGAGGAUAAGGCAGCCUAUGCUCCACUUCCUGCAGACCACGUGGAGGUUGAAGUUCGGGCUAUCGGCGUCAACUUCAAAGACUGUCUGACCCUUCUGGGUCGUGUUAACACAGACACCUUGGGGAGUGAAUGUGCUGGAUAUGUGAAACGAGUUGGCAGCGACGUUAGAGGCUUUAAGCAUGGCGACCGUGUCGCCGUGGGAUAUUUAGAUACGUACAAAACUCUAGUGCGAGUGAAAGAGAGGUACCUCGUGAAAAUCCCGGACUCCAUGUCCUUUGAAGACGCGGCAGGGGUGCCAACCGCCUUCUGCACGGCAUAUUUCUGCUUGUACAAUGUUGCCCAACUGAAGAAGGGUGAGAGUAUCCUGAUUCACGCUGCGGCAGGCGGAACCGGGCAAGCCGCUGUUCAGAUAGCGCAGCAUAUUGGUGCUGAGAUCUUUGCAACAGUUGGCUCGGCGUCAAAACGAAAUUUCUUGAGCGAGCACUACGGCAUUCCGGAAGAUCAUAUAUUCUAUAGUCGCGACGCAUCCUUUGCCGACGGCGUCAAGCGAAUGACAGACGGACGAGGGGUUGAUGUUAUUUUAAACUCGCUGGCUGGGAAGUUGCUCGUUGCAUCAUGGGAGCUAGUUGCCGAAUUUGGACGAUUCGUCGAGAUCGGCAGAAAGGACAUCGACACGCGAGGAUUCUUGCCCAUGUUUCCAUUCAUCAGAAACGCCUCAUUUACUGGGGUCGAUCUUGUGGGGAUAUUAGAUGGAGCUGGGCAAAGCAACAUGUAUAUACUGCAGGAAGUGUUCGACCUGAUGGUAUCCGGCGUCCUUCGGCCAUCUUAUCCUGUCCAGCCAUACCCCAUUGACCAAGUAGAACAGGCCUUCCGCCUCCUCAUCAGUGGAAAGAGUACUGGCAAGAUUGUGCUUAUGCCACAGCAGGAUGCCAUGAUCCGUCUCAAAGAAAGUGUCGAUUCUGAUUAUCGAUUUUUCAAGGAUGCAACGUAUGUAAUUGCUGGUGGCCUGGGGGGCAUCGGACGGCAGAUCACUCGAUGGAUGGCACGGCGCGGAGCUGCUAAUAUCCUCCUCUUUUCGCGGUCCGGGCCCGACGGCAAUCCAGAAAGGUUUAGAAUGAUUGAAGAGCUUAAAGCUCAGGGCGUCACUCUACGCUAUGGGGUUUGUGAUAUCACUAACUUAGGAUCAGUACAAGGAGCAGUACAAGAGGCGGUACGGAGUAUGCCUCCGAUCAAGGGCUGCUUCCAGGCAGCAAUGGUAAUUCAAGACCGGCCUUUUGCGAACAUGACUCACGCAGAGUGGAGUGAGGCCCUUGAUCCCAAAGUUCAUGGUUCAUGGAAUCUGCAUAUGGCAUUACCGUCGGGAUUAGACUUUUUUGUGAUGCUUUCUUCAGCAGUUUGCAUCUUUGGUAAUCCUGCACAAGCCAAUUACUCAGCUGGUAACUCGUUCCAAGAUGCCCUUGCUCGAUACCGAGUCGCGCAAGGUGAGAAGACCGUCGCGAUUGACCUCGGAAUGGUACUCAGUGAAGGCUGGCUAGCAGAAAGGGCGCACAUUCAUCAGAGAGUGAUGCAGUUGGAUUUAGUGCUACCUAUAGCACAGCCGGAACUAUUUGCUAUGUUCGACUACUAUUGCAAUCCUAGCACCACCUUCUCGUCUUUAACAGCGAGCCAGAUUGUCACGGGGAUCGAACUGCCUGCGCUGAUUCUUCAGGCAGGGCGACAGAUUCCCGAGGCAAUGACAAGACCCAUGUUCCGUGCGAUGCAUCAGGUUAUGCCUAGCGGUGAAACUUCUCAGACAGCGGCCGCUAAAGUGCAAGAUUUUGCUGCCAUGUUCGAAGAAGCAGAAACGCUUGCAGUCGCGGGGGUGGCUGUUGCCGAAGCAUUGAAGUUGAAACUCUGUCAGAUUCUAGGCCUAGAAGCUGAAGAAAAGACAAUUAAUGAUCAGAUGGACUCCUUUGGAGCGGACUCACUCAUUGCUCUAGAAAUUCGAAAUUGGUUGGCAAAGGAGAUCCGGGCGGACCUAGCUAUAUAUGAAAUUCUAGGCGACGUCAAGCUGAUAGAUACCGGAUUGGCAGCCGCUAGGAAGAGCAUGUUUCGACAAGCAAAAUGGGAUAAUGUAGGCCCUUCUUAG
Molecule: messenger RNA, 7944 nt
Organism: Talaromyces proteolyticus
Lineage: Eukaryota; Fungi; Ascomycota; Eurotiomycetes; Eurotiales; Trichocomaceae
Product: reducing type I polyketide synthase
Exons: 5
Coding region: 1-7944 (2647 amino acids)
Biological process (GO): secondary metabolite biosynthetic process; fatty acid biosynthetic process
Molecular function (GO): fatty acid synthase activity; 3-oxoacyl-[acyl-carrier-protein] synthase activity; phosphopantetheine binding
Source: RefSeq, a predicted model, not a curated record